Molecule: messenger RNA, 1586 nt
Organism: Diceros bicornis minor
Lineage: Eukaryota; Metazoa; Chordata; Mammalia; Perissodactyla; Rhinocerotidae
Gene: FBP1
Product: fructose-bisphosphatase 1
Exons: 8
Coding region: 103-1323 (406 amino acids)
Biological process (GO): gluconeogenesis; sucrose biosynthetic process; fructose metabolic process
Cellular component (GO): cytoplasm; cytosol
Molecular function (GO): fructose 1,6-bisphosphate 1-phosphatase activity
Source: RefSeq, a predicted model, not a curated record
GGGCCACUUAGGCUCCGAGGGGUGCAGACACUCGGCCGUCGCUCCGUCCCGCCGCGUCCCGCCGCCCGCACCUGCCGCCCCGCGCAGCAGCCCGGCCCCAGCAUGACGGACCAGGCGGCCUUCGACACGGAUAUCGUCACCCUGACCCGCUUCGUCAUGGAGGAGGGCAGGAAGGCCCGCGGCACGGGCGAGAUGACCCAGCUGCUCAACUCGCUCUGCACCGCGGUCAAAGCCAUCUCCACGGCCGUGCGCAAGGCGGGCAUUGCGCACCUCUAUGGAAUUGCUGGCUCCACCAACGUGACGGGUGAUCAGGUGAAGAAGCUGGAUGUCCUCUCCAAUGACCUGGUUGUUAACGUGUUAAAGUCAUCCUUUGCCACCUGUGUUCUUGUGUCGGAAGAAGACAAACACGCCAUAAUAGUAGAACCUGAGAAAAGGGGUAAAUAUGUGGUCUGUUUUGAUCCCCUGGAUGGAUCUUCCAACAUCGACUGCCUUGUGUCCAUUGGAACCAUUUUUGGCAUCUACAGAAAGAAUUCUACUGAUGAGCCUUCUGAGAAGGAUGCUCUGCAGCCAGGCCGGAACCUGGUGGCUGCCGGCUAUGCUCUCUACGGCAGUGCCACCAUGUUGGUCCUGGCCAUGGUGAAUGGUGUCAACUGCUUUAUGCUGGACCCGGUCUUGCUGCAGUCUUACAUAUGUCUGCCCUCCUUAUUUCUGUAUGGUGUCUUUCUUGUUUUACUGAAACCAUUUGAAAAUGAAGUCAACAGUCUCCUCUGCCCCGACGACGUCUGCAGCACUGUCGUCUCAGCCUCCCGCGUGUCCUCUCCACUCGUCCUCAGCACAUGCAUCGUCCCUCGCCAGUCCACAGUUCUUGGAGAGGCCAUUGGAGAGUUCAUUUUGGUGGACAGGGAUGUGAAGAUCAAAAAGAAAGGGAGCAUCUACAGUCUCAAUGAGGGCUACGCCAAGGACUUUGACCCUGCCGUCGCUGAGUACGUCCAGAGAAAGAAGUUCCCCCCAGAUAACUCGGCCCCCUACGGUGCCAGGUACGUGGGCUCCAUGGUGGCCGAUGUACACCGCACCCUGGUCUAUGGAGGGAUCUUCCUGUACCCAGCGAACAAGAAGAGCCCCAAUGGAAAGUUGAGACUACUAUACGAGUGUAACCCGAUGGCCUAUGUCAUGGAGAAGGCAGGAGGAUUGGCUACCACCGGGAAGGAAGCUGUACUGGAUGUCGUUCCCACUGAUAUCCACCAGAGGGCGCCAGUCAUCCUGGGGUCCCCUGAAGACGUGACCGAGUUCCUGGAGAUAUAUAAGAAGCACGCUGCCAAAUGAAGAGCUGGCCUUGCCCAAACCAAAAAGAAUUGCCUUUUAUUUGGUCCUUUUAUCUCACAUGGUGCUACUCCAUUCUGACUAUGCAUCACAUUCCUAGACAGUAGAAAUAAAAAGCACGGAUAUUUUCACCAUCAAAUGCCGUGUAAUGCCUGGCACCGCCUACCUAAAUGCUAUCUCGAUAAGGCCACUGAUGGUCAAGAUAUAUUUUCAGUGGAUAGAGGAGAAAUAAACAUAUUCUUCCUUUUUCUAAAAAAAAAAGUCUU